AUGUCUUUCCACAGACACGACGUUGGACACCGACCUCGGCACCGGCCGGCCAAGUUCGACGCGCCCCGCGGCGCCAGCUCCCACCACAGAGAAGACAAGUACCGGAAAAGCCAUGGAAACGGCGCUUUUUUCCGUGAAGAACGGGCAUCUAAUCCUGGGGGACCACGUAGUUCAUAUUCUGCCGAGUCUGACCGCAACGGCUCUUUUUCUCUGGGCAAAUUGGACCCGUUUGUGCCCGAAUCGUACCCUCAAACUGGCACCGAUGCCACUACCGGGGUGAAUCCCCAGAACGCGAGAUUUGAUCUCCAGAUGCAUAGCUCCGAGUACUUGCUGCGGCUACUGUCCGCGAGUGCUGUUGACUUGCUGAAAAAUUAUCGGGUGGUGUAUGAUCCGGAGUUGGAUCUGUCUCUAAGUAAAACGGAACGUAGAACCAAACAUAAAAAAAUAGUAUUCCAGACGGCGCAUGGCUUGGGCUCGGGCUCGGGCUCGCCGCCCGCCGAUCCUAGAAUCAAACUUGGCUUGCAGCAGUAUCACCAUAAACCAGACAUGAAGUCCAAGAAGAUGCCAUUCAAGCUUCUCCCGCAAACGCGAUUUGUGUACGACAAAGAUUCGUUGGGCGCGCCGCCUCCGUGCGAGUUGGUGUUGUGGAAGCUACCGUCGUCCGUGAACGAGCCGUAUCUCAUCAACUUCUUGGAGUCGUUCGGCCACUCCGUGCGCGACGUCAAGUUCUAUAACGAUCCCGUCAAUGCGGUGCCUCUCGGCAUCGCGACGUUUGCAUUCCAGGGCUCCUUGGAGAUUGCCCUGAUGAUCGCGCGCAACUUUGUGAAGCAAGUCAACGACGAACAUCCCAAGGUGGACGGUGUGGAGUUGAAAGCUGCGGUUGUCGACAACGACCGGAGAAUCCUCAACACCAAGAUGAAAAUCGCGCAGGAUUAUUUGCGCAAAGAACGGAAACGGCGCGAGGCCAUGGAAAAAGAACGUUUGGAGUACAAAAAGUCCCAGGAGCGCAAGGAGCUCCCGGUCGAGGCCCCCGCGCUUCCACAAAACCAACCUGCUCCGGCCAAGGUGAGUCUUCCGAAGCCUAAUACCACUACUCGUGCACGCUCCAGAGGCAGUGCUGUCGAGGAAGGUUGUUUUCUACCUCAAGAUCUCGCCAAGUACGUAAAAGACAGACCCUUCAUUUACAUCGAUGACCAUGACGUUCCUACCAGAAAGAUCUCAUCUCAAGAAAUCAAGAAUUUCCUCAUCAAGUAUGACUGGACCAGAGUCUUGGUAGAUAAGUCUGGCUACUUCAUUGUUUUCAACUCUCUCAAGGAAUGCGAUAGAUGUUUCCGCAAUGAAGAUGGCGCACGGUUCUUCGACUUCAAAUUGAACAUGGAUCUUUGUGUCCCUCAAAACUACGACGAUACGAGUGCUCAGGCAAACAAGAUGACAAAUGCAAGGAGUAAUCAAAUCUUGGAUGACGCUAUUAACUUGUUGGUAGACGACUUCCAGCUAUUCCUAGCCAAAGAUAUUCGAGAGCGUAUCAUCGCACCAAUGAUCCUAGAUCUUCUUAUUCCUGAUAAGUAUCCGGAACUUAUGAACGAACUUCGAGAGAAAGAAAAGGAGAAAGAGAAACAGCGUGAAGCGGAGUAUCAAGAAAAAUUGAGCAAAGCUCCUCAGAAUUCGACUAUGCCUUUUUCAUACUUCGACAGCAAACGUGAAGAGAGAAAUUCAUCACUACCCAGCUUCGUUAGAAAGCAAGGAUCUCGUUUCGACAAUCGCAAAACGCGCAAGAAUCUAUUUCCAAUGCAAGCUGCACUCAAUUUUGAUGAUGAGGAUUCUGAAGAAUCUGAUGAUGAUGAGCUGAGCAGGUCCGCCACCCCUCUUCCAUCCUUGAAACGUGAUAUUGAGUCUCCAUUGACUACGGAAGAGGAGUAUCCUAAAACAAAGAAAUCUCGACUCAACGAGACCUUAGCAUAUGAAGAGGAAACAACAGAAUUGGAUAUUGCACCUGGCGAUGUAUCAGAAUCGAAGAUUGAUUCGAGAUAUUGUGCCACAGAAACUACUAUUCCACAACCAGUGUAUGAAGAGAUCGAACCACAGGCUGGUACUGUGUUUGAUUUGACUAGAUUGCAGGAGACUUUGCGCGACGAUGAAGAUUUGCAAUUAGCACGGAAGCUUCUCGCAGACACUGAAUUGUCAUCUGUGAAACACCCUGAAUAUUGGGCAUGGAAACAGAAAAGAAGAGCUGCAGGAGCUAUUGUAUCCGAGGAAGAAUACAUUGGAAUACUUAGCGAUCAUCUUGAAUGCUCUACUGGUUCUUUCAAAAGUGAGGGAUUCAGAAAGAUCUUGGAUGCAGACAAAAUUGAGUAUCUUCCUCAUAGAAGAAAAGUACACAAGCCACUUAAAACGGUGCAGCAUGACUACGAAGAAAGUGGUAAUCAAGGCAAUGGUACCGCUACAAAUAAUAGUGCAAACUUGCAUAGCUCUAGAGUGAACAGAGCAAACAACAGAAGAUUUGCAGCCGACAUCAGUGCUCAAAAGCAAAUUUUGAGUACCGAGUCUGAUAUUUUGAACCUCAAUGCUUUGAACAAAAGAAAAAAGCCAGUAUCUUUUGCGCGGUCAGCUAUCCACAACUGGGGAUUGUAUGCACUUGAGCCCAUCGCUGCGAAGGAAAUGAUUAUAGAAUAUGUGGGUGAAAGCAUUCGCCAGCAGGUUGCUGAACACAGAGAAAAGAGUUAUUUGAGGACAGGUAUUGGAUCUUCGUACUUGUUUAGAAUUGACGAGAACAUUGUCAUCGAUGCCACCAAGAAGGGAGGUAUUGCUCGGUUCAUCAAUCAUUGCUGCAACCCAAGUUGCACGGCCAAAAUUAUUAAGGUUGAAGGUAAGAAGCGUAUUGUCAUCUAUGCCUUGAGGGACAUUGAAGCGAACGAAGAGUUGACAUACGAUUACAAAUUUGAGAGAGAGACUAAUGACGACGAGAGAAUCCGGUGUUUGUGUGGCGCGCCGGGCUGCAAGGGUUAUUUGAAUUGA
Messenger RNA from Australozyma saopauloensis, 3015 nucleotides. It is a transcript of the gene SET1, whose product is annotated as histone methyltransferase. Gene Ontology annotation, molecular function: nucleic acid binding; protein binding; histone H3K4 methyltransferase activity. Gene Ontology annotation, cellular component: Set1C/COMPASS complex. The record is from RefSeq and is a predicted model, not a curated record. NCBI's taxonomy places the organism in Eukaryota, Fungi, Ascomycota, Pichiomycetes, Serinales, Metschnikowiaceae. The transcript has a single exon. Bases 1 to 3015 code for a protein of 1004 amino acids.